UACUCGCCGAAGGAGGAGCACAAAGUAAGAUGGCAGCGCCCAUACUGGUUGAUGUGUUCCUGGACAUGUGAACCACGCUCCUUCCUAUUCCUUUGAUUGCCAACAUAUUCUGCACAGAAUGUUCCGUUGCAAUACGGUAUUUUUGUAUCCAUGUUGGAGAAGACAACUGAAUGGAGUACUAGACCCAACUAAAUGGCAGAAUAGGCGAAUCCUAAGAUGGAGCAGAACUAUUUUUAGUGAAACAGGAAAGUGGGAACAAAAUUAUACAUCAGAGACCAGGAAGAAAGUUGAAAAUUGGUGGUGUUCAAGAAUAAAGGAAUCAUUCAGCAAAAUCACAGAAACAGAUAAAUCAAAGCCAAAGUAUUACAUCCUGUCUAUGUUCCCAUAUCCUUCUGGAAAACUUCACAUGGGCCAUGUUCGAGUAUACACCAUAAGUGACACAGUAGCAUGGUUUCAAAAAAUGAGAGGAUAUCAGGUGAUAAAUCCAAUGGGAUGGGAUGCAUUUGGACUACCAGCAGAGAAUGCAGCAAUUGAGCAUGGAUUCCAUCCAGCAGAGUGGACCCAAAGUAAUAUUCAACAUAUGCGAGAGCAGCUUGAUGUAUUAGGCUUGUCUUUCAGCUGGGAUCGGGAAAUAAUCACUUGCUCUCCUAAGUACUACAAGUGGACGCAAUAUCUUUUUAUUAAGCUUUAUGAAGCUGGUUUAAUCUAUCAGAAUGAAGCAAUGGUGAAUUGGGACCCAAUGGAUCAGACUGUCCUUGCUAACGAACAAGUUGAUGAAAACGGCUGUUCAUGGCGUUCAGGAGCAAAGGUGGAAAAAAAAUACCUUAAACAGUGGUUCAUUAAGACAACUGCUUAUGCAAAGGCCCUGCUUGACGGUUUAUCAAAUCUCCCCAAAUGGUAUGGAAUAAAGGAAAUGCAAGCUAAUUGGCUUGGGGAUUGCACUGGAUGUUAUUUUGAGUUUAUGCUGAAAAUUAAUAACAAACCAACAGGAGAAACAAUAGCAGCAUAUGCCUCAGUACCUGAAGCUAUAUAUGGCUCAUCCCAUUUGUAUAUCUUAUCUAACCAUCGAUUGUUACAUGGAAAUAGCCUUCUCAAAGAAAUUUUCCAGAGGGAAUUUGUUCAAGGAAAAGAUUCUCUUACCUCAGUGACUGCUAUGAAUUUACUCACUAAUCAGGAAAUACCUGUAGUCGUCUCAGCAAAAUCAGAGUUUGAAGGCUGCCUUGAUUUGAAAAUAGGAAUCCCUUGCAUUAGCCCAGAUGAUGCUGAAGUUGCUAAAAAAAUGGGCCUUGCUUUUGCUGAAGUAAUUGAAACAUUUCCAGAUGGCUCACAGAGACUGAUAAACUCUGGAGAGUUUACAGGUAUGACUAGAGAAAAGGCAUUAAAUGCCAUCACUCAGCAAGCCAAAAAUAAAAACAUAGGAGGAUUCUUAACAAGUAAUAAACUAAAAGAUUGGCUGAUCUCACGACAGCGUUAUUGGGGCACUCCUAUUCCAAUCAUUCAUUGUCAGAAUUGUGGCACCGUUCCUGUACCUUAUGAUGAUUUACCUGUGCAAUUGCCCAACAUUAUUUCCUUUAAAGAAAAAGAGGCCUCACCUUUACUUUCCAUUUCACACUGGGUUAAUUGUCCAUGUCCAAGGUGUAAGAAGCCUGCAAGGAGAGAAACUGACACAAUGGAUACCUUUGUUGAUUCAGCUUGGUAUUAUUUAAGGUACACUGAUCCUCAUAAUACUGAAAGGCCUUUUGAUAAAGAUUUGGCUGAUUACUGGAUGCCUGUUGAUCUGUAUAUUGGAGGAAAGGAGCAUGCAGUUUUGCAUUUGUAUUUUGCCAGGUUUUUCAGUCAUUUUUGUCAUAAUCAGAAUAUGACUAAACACAAAGAACCUUUUCAUAAGCUCUUAGUUCAAGGACUAAUCAAGAAUCAAACAUUCAAGCUACCAAAAAUGGGCAAGUAUUUGAAAAGAGAAGAAAUUGAUUUUUCUGGUCCUGAACCUAUUCAUGCAAAAAGCAAAGAGAAACUGCAGGUGUCAUGGGACAAAAUGAGCAAAUCCAAGUACAAUGGAAUUGAACCUGAAGAUAUAAUUGAGAAGUAUGGAAUUGAUACAGUCCGGCUAUACAUCCUCUUUACUGCCCCUCCAGAGCAGGAUAUCUUGUGGGAAGCAAAGACUGAUGCAAUCCCUGGAGUGUUACGAUGGCAAACUCGCAUCUGGCACCUAGCAACUAAAUUUAUAGAAGCCAGAAAUUCUGGUCCACUACCAAGUCCUCACUUACUUAACCAGAAAGAUAAACUGAAUGCCAGACAUAUUUGGACACAGAAGAACUUCACUGUCUCUCAGGUAACAGAAUACUUCCUGGAAGAUUAUUUGUUUAAUGGCAUAAUUUCUCGACUGAUGGGCCUCAGUAACAUAUUGUUGCAAGCCUCUGAACAGCUUAUCAUCCACAGUGCAGAAUUUGAAGAUGCUCUGGCAACUCUCUUUGUUAUGCUGGCUCCAUUGGCACCACACCUGACUUCAGAGAUCUGGAAAGGAGUAUCACAUGUUCCAGACAAACUGUGUACUCAUCAUCACUGGGACAUGGAUGUACUGCAGCAGCCUUGGCCCACUGUAGAUCCUGAAUAUUUUCAACUGCCAGACAUAGUAGAAGUGUCAGUACUGAUCAACAAUAAACUCUGUGGUAAAGUUAAAGUACCCCAACAAGUAUCCCGAGAUGCAGAAGUAGUACGUGAACUGGUUGUUCAAAGUGAACUAGGGAGUGAAUACCUUCAAGGAAGAACAAUUACAAAGUUUUUCUUAUCUCCUCGAACUGCCCUCAUCAACUUCCUCAUCCAGGAUUAAGAAGAUAUUUCCUUAGAAUUGUCUGUGUCGGG
Messenger RNA from Notechis scutatus (mainland tiger snake), 2859 nucleotides. It is a transcript of the gene LARS2, whose product is annotated as leucyl-tRNA synthetase 2, mitochondrial. Gene Ontology annotation, cellular component: mitochondrion. Lineage: Eukaryota; Metazoa; Chordata; Lepidosauria; Squamata; Elapidae. The record is from RefSeq and is a predicted model, not a curated record. Gene Ontology annotation, molecular function: aminoacyl-tRNA deacylase activity; leucine-tRNA ligase activity; ATP binding. Gene Ontology annotation, biological process: mitochondrial translation; leucyl-tRNA aminoacylation.